Gambusia affinis (western mosquitofish) is the source of this 4986-nucleotide messenger RNA. Its product is annotated as BTB/POZ domain-containing protein kctd15. Gene Ontology annotation, molecular function: protein binding. The record is from RefSeq and is a predicted model, not a curated record. Bases 773 to 1567 code for a protein of 264 amino acids. The transcript has 5 exons. Lineage: Eukaryota; Metazoa; Chordata; Actinopteri; Cyprinodontiformes; Poeciliidae. Gene Ontology annotation, biological process: protein homooligomerization.
GGCCUGCAGGAAAUUUGGCGUUACAACUCCAGACAUUAAGGCAGGAGAGGGAGAGAGGAGGAAGGAGUGAAUGGGGAAAGAGAAGGGACACUGAAAGAUAUUGGCUCAAGGAUAUCACUUCAUUUUUACAUUUUUUAACCUGAGACUUUAUCAACAAGUUAUAUGCUGUCUGAGUGAAGGACUAUGGCUGCUUGCGUGGUUUAAAACUUUCAAUUCAGACUGAAGAUGGAACUGUAUUCCUUUUAGCUGGACUGCCUGAGGACCUAUUACAUCAGACGAAAUGACAAUGAUUAAAAUCUGCUAAAUCUAAAUCUGAAUCUGACACUUCACUGUUUGGAUUCCUGCCCCCCCUCCCCCUAAAUCUCAACUUCACGCCGCUCCACUUUUUCCGUCAAAAAAAGAGAGUUUUUCUAUCUGUGAAGUCAUAAUUUGAGGAAUAGUGGGGUAUCACGUUCUCUUCCUUGAGAAAAUUGCCCAGGCGAGAGAGUGGAGUUGAGCUAAUUGUAGCCUAAUCCCCGGCCCAGAGGCGCUCGGGCAGCCCGGAGCGAGAAUUUUCUUUUUUAGCUCCGCUCUGUUAUUUAGAGAAGGAUUAUUGGCUUUCUUUCCUCUCAUAACAAACCACAGGGGCAGUUUUCAUUUAGGCAAAGAAAAAAGACAGACAAGAGGCAGGAAAAGAAAGAAAAAAACCGGGAGCAGGAUUCCAACAAGAGCGCACAUUUUUUACGCGUAUCCGAAUAAAAGCGGAGAAGGGGGGAAGGAGAUCAUCUCAUCUAUGUUCAAGGAGGGAAGAAGCAUGUCACGGCUGUCUCUGACCCGGUCCCCGGUCUCUCCCCUGGCCGCUCAGGGGAUCCCUCUGCCGGCUCAGCUGACCAAGGCGAACGCCCCCGUGCACAUCGACGUCGGAGGACACAUGUACACCAGCAGCCUUGCGACCCUCACCAAGUACCCAGACUCCAGAAUCAGUCGCCUGUUCAAUGGCACCGAGCCCAUCGUGUUGGACAGCUUGAAGCAGCACUACUUCAUAGAUCGGGACGGCGAGAUAUUCCGCUACAUUCUCAGUUUUCUGAGGACCAGCAAACUGCUGCUUCCAGAGGAUUUCAAGGACUUCCACCUGCUGUACGAGGAGGCUCGUUACUACCAGCUGACGCCCAUGAUCAAGGAGCUGGAGCGCUGGAAGCAGGAGCGCGAACAGCGGCGGAUGGCACAGCCCUGCGACUGCCUCGUGGUCCGGGUCACGCCCGACCUCGGUGAGAGGAUCGCCCUGAGUGGGGAGAAGGUCCUCAUAGAGGAGAUCUUCCCUGAGACCGGAGACGUUAUGUGUAACUCAGUCAACGCCGGCUGGAACCAGGACCCAACGCACGUCAUCCGCUUUCCUCUCAACGGCUACUGCAGGCUCAACUCCGUGCAGGUGCUGGAGCGUCUUUUCCAGAAGGGCUUCAGUGUGGCGGCUUCAUGCGGAGGCGGAGUGGACUCGUCCCAGUUCAGCGAGUAUGUGUUGUGUCGUGAGGACCGGCGGAGCCUCUCAAUCAACACUCCUAUCAGGAUAAAACAGGAACCCCUGGACUAGAAAUUAUUUUUUUCCAAGGUGGAGAAGGACUGGCAACAAACCCUCUCCUCCUCCUCGUCCUCCAUCUUUUCACACCGCCCCAUUUCACCUCCACCUCCCCCCUGUCUGCCCCCGAUGGACCACAGCCUCCCCUCCAAGAACAUAACUAAGUAUUAGCAGAGGCUUUUAACCUCACUGACUCUGCUGAACUCCAUGGGGAAUGUAGGACCAAACAGAGGAGAAAGGCAUCAGCGACAAAAAGUUUUUCAUUCUGUUUGAAAAUUACCCAAAGAAUCUGUUGGACCGUCAGGUGCUUUGGCAUCUCACAGCUCUCUGUUUUUAGCGCAGAUUUACUGACUGAUUUUCCCACAGCUACUUUAAGAAAACAAUGUACAGCAAUCUGCACCACCUCUGUCAUCCAGUCCUGUUUCUGUGGGACCAGCUUCCGCUCUGACUGGUAACACAAGGGGCCCGCUGUGGCCCAGGGAAGCUUUAGCAGGCAGGAUGUUUUUAAGGAUGACAAGAUAAGGACAUCAUAUAAUUUUGUGAGGCCCCAAACUCCUGUGACCCUGGCAAACCUCAGCGGGCUCAGCAUUGUUUGCUAAAAUGUUUCUGUUUUCCUCGUCCGCUUUGCUGUUUUUAUCAUCACAUGGUGUAAACUAUUGUUAUUAAUAGGAUUAUUUUUAAUGUCUCUUCCCCCACCCCCUUUUCUCCAAAAUGAAGGAUGUACAAACAUUGUAUUCAUUAGGCUUCGAGAGCUUGCGAGGGAGCGUUUCUUGGCAAUGGCUGCAGCAACUCGGAUGUCUGCAGGCUAUGUGGCAAAAGCAAUCUGACUGGCAAUGAAAUCGGAGCCAGAAAAAGUCCUAUUGUUUGAGCAGAAAUGGAAGAAAACCUCGACGUUUCCACAUUGUUUAUAGUCAAAUGGGUUGUGCACAUAAAAAAAGAAGGCUGCUCUAAAAUUUCUGCUUUUUUGCUAUAAAAUAGACAGCACCAUGAAAACAUCUUUACCCCCUUUUUUGCUAAAUUUACUGCUUCAGAUAAUUAAAGAACUUUAAAUAUCAGACAAAAAUACCAUGAGCAAAUGCAAAAUACAGUUUUUAAAUGAUGAUUUCUUUUAUUAGGAGAGAAAAGCAACCUAAAACAACCAUUUAACUGGGAUUAACCACAUUUUGGUUUUGUUUUACUAGCUACAUGUAGCCGUGAUUACAGCCAGAUCUGUAGAAUCAAAAGAACCUGUCUCAUAAUAUGAAGAAGGCUGAAAGAGUUUAUAAAAGCAAUACAUCAUACCCCGAUUAAAAGAAAUUCAAGAACAAAUGAGAAACAAAGUCAUUCACAUCUGUCACUCUGGGAAGGGUUACAAAGCCACUUGAAAAAGGGAGAAAUCCCAGGUGGAGCAUUGAAAGGAGAUGAGAAUCAAGUGGAGUGAUGUAGGAAGGCUAAGAAAGAUUCAAAUCAACAUCCAAAUCAUUGCAGGCCUCACUUGAAUCAGUCAAAGCAAAAAUUCAUGAUUCCAAAAUAAUAAAGAGCCUGGCUAAAAAUGAAACAAAAACUGUUGGGGCAAUUACCUACUCACUCAAAACCAGGUUGUUUUUGAUCAUUUUCUUUUCCUCAAUUAUUAUAAUAAUAAUUUUAAAAACAGAUUUUUUCAUUUAGCAUUGUUAUCUUUGUCUAAUGUUAAAAUUACUUUGCUGAUCUUAAGCACUUAAGUAUGACCAAAAAAAUUAAAAAGAGAAGAAAUCUGGAGGAAUGUCUGAUCAAACUGUCUCCUGUUUAGCACAAGUUUUAGAGCUGCCAUUUAGCGUGUCUCUGAAUCAGCAGGAGAUGUACUUUAAAUGCUUAAUGUUUGUUUGCACUUGACAAAGUUUACCACAGACCUGCCCGGACCCACUCCUUCCGAGCAAUCAUUACCGCCCAGCAAACAACGCCAAGUCAAGCUGUUUUACGUUUAGGUGUACGUUGGGAUUAAAGUACUGAAAGUCAUGGAGGAAAAUUGGGUAUCCAACAGAACAAACUGUGCCAGUUUUGUUGAUUGUACAAGCAUCAAGAUGUUCUUUGAGCCGCGCUGCAUUAUUUAAAACCGUAUGAAGGAUGCAAACAUUUGAUUCUCCAAGUCCUGACAGUUCUGUUUGAAUAUUGUCACUUCUGAGUCCAGAUUCAGAGGUUGUUCACACAUUACAUUUGGCAGAACCUAAAGUUGAAUUGCUCUCCCAACAUCAAUCUGUUGUUCACAAAGAGACGAGUGGGCGGCAUUUUCCUUCUCUUCUUCUCUUGCUCUUACACUCAGCAUAUCUUUGAUCAAAGACAGAAGCAAGAAAGUUUUCACGCUUCUUAUUUGUGCAUAACUUAACUAUGCUGUUUCUUCCAUUCCAAAAGCCGGAGUUGAAACAAAAAAAGCAGCUCAACUCUGAUCUUUGUUGGUGCUGGCAGUUACUUGAUUUAAACUGGGUUUGUUUCUUUAGUUUUUCAUUAAACUUGGGUUCUGCAGUCUGAACAGGAGCAGAGAGCGGAUGAAGUUUCUCACAAAGCAACCCGUCUUUGUUCUGAUUUGCUCCUUUUGGAUCCAGUUGCCUCAAAGGGAAUGGUCAACCAGGCUGUUUUUUCAUGUGGAGAGGCAUGUCUGGCUCUCUCGCGGAGCUCCCCCGGCCCCUUCCUGCCUCCCCGUUUACAGAACGCCCUCCUACGCCGGACCACACCGCAACAAACCAAACAAACUGAUGAGUCAAAACACAAGCAGGCUCACAACAUGCAAGGCAACUCGACUCUGCAGCUGACCUCAACUUACUUUGGUUGUUUUUACCGCUGAAGGUAAAACCAAUUUGUGCUUCAGUAAUGUAAGACUUAAGGCAUCUCGUAUUACCUUUUAGGAGAUGAAAUUUGUGAUUUUGAAAAAGAAAUAUGCUCCCUUUUAGACAUCUCGAUGCAUUUGGAACAACUGGAAAUUUUUAGAACAUCUUCCCUGUUGUCGGCCCUUUUCAGAUGAAGCACUCGUCAGUAUUCACCGCUCCUCCAAGGCGGCUCCAUUUGUACAGUUACUGUGAACUGAAUUAUCAGGACUCGUAGGCCUUAUGGGACCUUUAUGUUUUUGAGAGAUCUAAAAGCCACUUCACAGUAAGGAGUUAAAAGAAAAGUCAGAACAUUACAUUGUGUACAUAUGGAUAAAAAAAAACAUUUCAAAGCGUAUAAUAAGGUGCAAAUGUAUAUUAUUUAAAGUGUUUAAAACAAUUAGACUGUGGUAUUAAAGGGCAUGUGUUCAUUUACAGUGUCUCCAUUUGACUUUUCUUGCAUAUUUGCGAUAAUAAAAGGAUGUACUGUAUAAAUUAACUUUGUCUCAUUCAGUCUUUUAGAAAGGUUGAUGGUUUUAUAACAGCUCCCAACAUCUAGCAAUGUUUAUGACAAACGUAUUUACAAUUAGAACUUUGUAAAGAUACAACCACAAAUGC